AUGCCCGGAGAGAUUUCGGCAGGCGUUGUCUCACCAGAGAGGGACUCAGCUACUCCCCAGAGCAGUAAGAAGCCUCACAAACGCAAGAGAGAUCCGAAUGGCCCCUCUGUCACCACGACGCCCGCGCCAUCCAAGAAACAGAAACGGAACCAGAGUCCGCAGCUGUCUGAUAAACAAAGUCCAAAGAAGAGGAAAAGAGCAGAUAAUGUCUCCAGAUCUGGUAUUCAAGAAACCCCGACGAAAGUGGAGAGUGCUGUUUCGCCCAGCAGCAACAAAGCGACAUCCCCGAGUGCGCACGAGAGCGUCCUUACAGCUAAGAAGAAAUCCAAGAAAGAAAAGCGAAGAACUUCCGGAAGCGAUAUUAAACCGGCUGAAAAUACUACACAUAUAAAUGGGGCUGCAGGGAAAGAUUCCGAGAAGUCAACGAAGAACGGCCCGCCUAAGACUACGGAGGCAGAAUCCGAGGAUGAGGAGACAAAGUUGAUGAGGAGCAGGCAUUCCAAGAUCCUAUCGAAAUUCAAGAAGUCCGUCCAGGUGAAGCCAUCUGAUACGUCCAAGUCCAAAGAAGGGGGUGCAGAUACUGGUGGUACAACAGAGACGAUAACCGCUGAACCUGUUGUAGCCCAGGGUUUGGAACCCUUGCCGCAACCUGCACCAGCUCCGGAACAAUCUGAGAUACCAACAUACUCAUCUCUUCCUUCGUGGCUGGCCGAUCCUUUGCGAGUGUCUACGGAGAAACGUGCUAAAUUCUCUGAACUCGGCAUUGACGAAAAGCUGCUGAACAACCUGGAGCAAAAUGGCUACAAGGAGGCGUUCGCUGUACAGUCUGCUGUCAUACCUCUACUUUUACCAGGUUCGAGGAGACAUCCAGGGGAUGUAUGUAUUUCUGCUGCUACAGGUUCCGGAAAGACGCUGUCUUAUGUUUUACCGCUUGUUACUGCGCUGGAACAAAUUCCCGCCCCUAGGCUGAGAGGGCUCAUUGUAGUUCCUACUAGAGAACUUGUCAAGCAAGCUCGAGAAGCAUGCGAGCUCUGUGCCGCUGGCUCGGGACUGAAGAUAGGAUCAGCCGUGGGAAAUAUAGCCAUCAAGGAUGAGCAACACCAGUUGAUGAGGCUAGAUCAAGUCUAUGAUCCUGUGACAUCGAAGAUGCGGCAGCAAAUGAAGCUCACCGGGGACGACUGGACCAAGUUCAGCCUUCAAGACUACGUCUCUGAGGCAGAAGUCCUAAACGAAUCGCUCCCUGGCUACGUUGAUCAGCCAAGCCCGAAUGUUGACAUUCUUAUCUGCACGCCUGGUCGCCUGGUGGACCAUAUCCGCUAUACAAAAGGCUUUACCUUGCGUCAUCUUCAAUGGCUUGUUAUUGACGAAGCUGAUCGGCUUCUCAAUGAAAGCUUCCAGGAAUGGGUUGACGUUGUGAUGAGCUCACUAGAUGCACGGAAAUCACCUGAGACAUUUGGCUUCAGCGGGAAUCUACUUUCAGGACUGGGGCUUCCUAUCAAUAGUGAGGAACCGAGGAAGGUAAUUCUAAGUGCUACCAUGACAAGGGAUAUCACAAAACUGAACUCGUUGCGACUGGUAAACCCGAAAUUGGUUGUCAUCGGCACUGAGGAUGCUGCGGACGUUGACGAAGAGGAUGGCAGACAUGGGGACUCGCAAUAUUCUUUACCACCAACUCUGAAGGAAUAUUCUGUUUCUGUUGGAGACGGAUCUACGAAGCCACUCUAUCUUCUACGUUUGUUGCUUUCACAUAUCAAAGUUGAUGCAAGCCCGGAUAGAGACCGUGCUCAUGCGGAUACCUCUGAAUCUGAGGACUCUUCUGAAGAUUCUAGCUCUGACGACUCGAGUUCCGACGACUCUAAUUCCUCGACCUCUUCAGACGAUGACCUAUCCGAUACAUCGUCUUCGGCAUCAGACUCAACCUCGGAUUCAGAUUCAGAUUCAGACUUAACGUCAUCGGACGAAUCAUCGGACUCCCAGGACUCUGAUUCGGAGCGGAUAAAAUCCUCUUCUCGAACACAUCCACCGCGUACCACAGUCUUGAUCUUCACCAAAUCAUCCGAAUCAGCAUCACGGCUUUCCCGCCUCCUUUCCCUCCUCCACCCACCCCUAUCUGAUCGCAUGGGAACAAUUAUCAAGUCCAAUAAAUCAUCGGCAUCUCGAAAAGCCCUUACAGCCUAUCGACGCGGGAAAAUUUCCAUCAUUGUCGCUACAGACCGAGCGUCCCGUGGUUUGGACUUACCCUCGUUGUCCCACGUUGUCAACUACGACGUGCCGCCCAGUGUCACGUCCUAUGUGCACCGUGUAGGGCGGACAGCGAGAGCUGGCAGAGAAGGAACUGCAUGGACCCUUGUGGCUCACAGAGAAGGCAGGUGGUUUGCGAACGAAAUUGCCAAGGGAUCGGAUGGGAAGAUCACAAGGUCUGGACACGUUGGCAAGGUUAAUGUCAAACUUGAUGACGUGGAUAACCUAAAGGCCAAGUAUGAAGCUGGACUGGAUGAACUUGAGAAGGAAGUGCGGAUGGAUAGCAAGCCUAAGUCUUGA
Messenger RNA from Monascus purpureus, 2541 nucleotides. The record is from the annotation of a GenBank genome assembly. Lineage: Eukaryota; Fungi; Ascomycota; Eurotiomycetes; Eurotiales; Aspergillaceae.